Molecule: messenger RNA, 1605 nt
Organism: Saccostrea cuccullata (small rock oyster)
Lineage: Eukaryota; Metazoa; Mollusca; Bivalvia; Ostreida; Ostreidae
Product: ankyrin repeat domain-containing protein 13C-like
Exons: 7
Biological process (GO): protein retention in ER lumen
Cellular component (GO): cytoplasm
Molecular function (GO): signaling receptor binding
Source: RefSeq, a predicted model, not a curated record
GAGUCUGAACAGGAACUAGAAGAUGAGGUGGAUAUACUGAUGAGCAGUGACAUCAUGGCUGCACAGAUGUCCACCAAGAGAAUCACGUUCUCCAGAGCCCAGAGUGGCUGGCUCUUCAGGGAAGACAAAACAGAGAGGGUGGGGGAAUUCGAAGCUGAUUUCUAUGCAGUUAAUGGUUUGAUACUGGAUUCCAGAAAAAGGCGGGAGCAUCUAAGUCCUGAUGAUGUACAGAAAAACAAGGCUAUGAUGGAGAAUUUGACCAAAGGAAACUGGAAUAACUGUGAGUUUCAGAGACGCCCCUCCCUGCCUCCCCCCGAGGAAACUAGUGUAACGUGGGAUGAGUACAUCUCGGAGACUCCAGGAAACCCUCCAUGUCUAGGGCGACCCUGGACAGCUAAGGGAAGCACAAAGUCAUUCAAGGCCACUGUCGCAAUGAGCAAGAACUUUCCAAUGUCUAUUGAAGUACUGCUGGAUGUAUUGGAGGUUAUUGCCCCAUUCAAACAGUUCCAGAAAUUACGAGAAUUUAUGACAACUAAACUACCUGAUGGUUUUCCUGUAAAAAUAGAAAUCCCAGUGUUUCCCACAGUGACUGCUAAGGUGACCUUCACCUCGUUUGAAUGGCGAGAUGAUAUUGACGAUUCCAUGUUUUUGAUUCCACCAAACUUCCGAGAAGAUCCGAACCGAUUCCCUGAUUUAUGACAGAUGAUGGACAUUAGUUUGAUAGACAUAUUCUCCAGCGUUAGAAAUGUACUGAUCAUCCAAAGCGAUGAAGAAGAGGCACUGGACUAUUUAGAAUUAGCGGUCGGAGUAGAGCUCCCUCUCACUAACUUAGGAAUCUCUAGUACAGAGAUGACCUUGCUUUUCUAAAAUGUUUUAUAUAGACCUUCACCGAUGACCUUGCUUUUUCUAAAAAAUUUACAUAGACCUUCACAGAUGACCUUGCUUUUUUUAAGUAUCUAAAAAUAGACCCACAUAGAUAAGCUCUAUUUUCUUGAGUUUCUUGAUAUUGGACACAAAGAUGACCUUGCUUAGCUAGAGUAUCUAAAAAAUUGACUAAUACUAAGAGAUGGCAUUGUUUUUUUAAUAGUUAAAAAAAGGAACUCUCAGAGAUGAAAUUGAUUUUUAGAGUAUCUAAAAGUUGACCUCUGUUGUAAUAAACCUUUAUAUUUGUCCUUUUUUUCAUGUAAAGUCAUAGUUGGAAUGAAUUUGUAUUUUUUCCAUACUUAAAAAAGAGUAAUUAUUAGUAUGUGUAUCUUUAUAAUCUCAGAGAAAUAUAAAUAUGCUACUGAUAUGUCCUUUUCUUGACAUCAGGGAAAUAACUAUAACUACAGAGAUAACUUUCUGUUCUAUAUGUUGUAAACAUGGUUGUUCAAAAGUUUGCUCAGUAUAUAAAGAUAUGCAAUAUUUUUUUCAUAUAUCAGACAAAGGUUGGAAUUAAAAGAGAAUAAUGUGUAAUCAUAUGAGAGGGACUUAAAAGAAUGUAUUUGAUCAGUUUCAUUGUGGUAAAGUGCUGAACUGAAUUUAGUUAAGGAGGCUAGGGGGUCAACAAUUUAACCACAAAGUAACCACCAGAUUUAACUUAUUUUUUUAGAUAUGGUAUCAUAA